GUGACGUUAACCAAUGGCGCACAUGGCUUAUAUGGUGCGAAGGCACUUGCCUCAAUCCGUCAGGAUUCAUUCCAAGGAGGACCUGGGAAUCUCAGAGACAAAAUGAAUAUGUACAUGGUGCCUAACCCUGGUAUGCCAGGCUGUCCGCCAGGGUUGGAAUACCUGACACAGGUCGACCAAUUGCUGAUCAAGCAGAAGGUUGAGCUCAUUGAAGCUCUUGUUGGUUUUGAAAGCAAUAACAAGUAUGAGAUUCGGAACUCCAUGGGUCAGAAUGUUUUCUACGCAGUGGAGGAAAAUGAUUGUCUAAGUCGCCAAUGUUGUGGUCCUAUGCGCUCAUUCACAAUCCGAGUUGUGGACAACUACGGCCAGGAGAUCAUCACAGUCUCCAGACCUCUGAAGUGUAUGUCUUGCUUCUUCCCCUGUUGUCUGCAGGAGCUUGAGAUUCAAGCUCCACCAGGAAAUACUGUAGGCUAUGUGAUCCAGCAGUGGCAUCCGUUUAUCCCCAAGUUCACCAUUGAGGACGAAAACCAUCAGCCUGUUCUGAAACUUCAGGGGCCUUUUUGUGGAUGGAGCUGCUUGCCUGAUGUGGAUUUUGAGAUUCUGACCAUGGAUGAGACCAAAAUUGGGAAGAUAAGUAAACAGUGGACAGGACUACUUCGAGAGGCGUUCACAGACUCAGACAACUUUGGGAUCCAGUUUCCCUUGGACCUGGAUGUCAGGAUGAAGGCUGUCAUGAUAGGAGCCUGCUUCCUCAUAGACUUCAUGUUUUUUGAAACCACCAAUAACUAAGGCAAAAUGACCAUGGCGGCUCACACUUCUGUGGAUGGUUUCCAUGAAGAGUCAGACGCAGCACGACAGUGCCCUGAAGCUGAAUCCGAUGAGGUGAAAAACUGGGAGCGUCCGGAGAGAGGAGUUAGGGAAAAAAGGGAGAGUUUGGGAAUGUAGUGCAUAGCUUGUCUGUGUUAGAGAGCAUUCUUUGGAAGGGAGCAGGAGGUGUUUCACCUUUGGAUCAGCUCUUUGAAGCAAAAGUAGAUUGCUAAGAGCCCUUCUUGUGUCUGUGCCAUGUAUACUGUGUGUGUCACUUCAGACGACAUCAACAUUUUUUGAUGAAAGGAAUGUUGCACAUAACAUAUCUGAACAUAUCUGAGUUAUGAUACUGGGUACUUACAAUAACAUGACAAGAAGUUUUGCAAGAACAUAAUUGUGACCAAACAAGUCAUCCUAUUCUGCUCAACUUUAGCACAUAGAUGGGCUAAGUUACAUGCCUUUAAGAGGAAGUCAGUCAUUUAAAUGCAGAGAUUAUAUUCAUAGGUUUUGAUAUUAAUAUUUCACGUUUUUGUCUUUUGACCUUUUUUUUUAAAAACAUUUUUAACAUGAAUAAUGUUUAUUUAUUUUAAUUACUGUGUGUUCUAAAUGUGUGUUAUAGGUCAAGGUUUAGUUUUAGGAUCUAGCUCUGAAACUACCAAGCUGUACAAAUGGACUCUUAAGCCAGACUAGAAUAACAACAUCUGCCAUUAUUUUGUUACCAUAUUCCUUUCACACUUGAGUGUAAUUCAUAAACAUUGGUUUUUUUAGUCAUUUUAAAAAUACAAAUGUUGUUCACAAUGAGAUGUGUGAUGUUUGCAAACAGUGUUAGCAUGGUGAAUUGUUUUGUGACCAAGGGAUAAAUGUAAGUGAAUAAGCAAUGCAAGAAUUCAUGUGACAAUGGUAAUAUGCUUUAUAUAUUAUGGAACAUCUGUUUAUGACAUUACAUCCCUAAUUACAGCAUGUCAAAAAUAAAUGUCAGCCACUUUUUCUUGGUAUUUUUUUUCACAUGAACAAAUUCACUUUCAGUUCACAUAUAACUGCAGCUCAAAGCAAACAAAACUCAAACUGAAAUGUAGGAUAACUAUUUACAUUAUGACUCAGGUGAGCUUCUGUUGUCAUGGAAUUGACACUUGUGGAUGUUAUGAAUGUAGCUCCAAUGUGCACUGAAUGUUUUGUUAUUAAAAUAUAUGUAUAUUUUCACUC
Sardina pilchardus (European sardine) is the source of this 2010-nucleotide messenger RNA. Its product is annotated as phospholipid scramblase 1. The transcript is spliced from 7 exons. The coding region runs from base 103 to 789 and encodes 228 amino acids. NCBI's taxonomy places the organism in Eukaryota, Metazoa, Chordata, Actinopteri, Clupeiformes, Clupeidae. Gene Ontology annotation, cellular component: plasma membrane. The record is from RefSeq and is a predicted model, not a curated record. Gene Ontology annotation, molecular function: phospholipid scramblase activity. Gene Ontology annotation, biological process: plasma membrane phospholipid scrambling.